AUGGCCCUCGGCGGUCUGGGUGCCAUCCUGCUUGCUGGUCACCCGACACACGCGCUCGGCAAUGUCUUUUCAAAGGUCGAUCUCCGUUCCGUGUUUUUCGCCGUUGUCAUUGUCGUAAUCGUCUUGGUAUUGGCAUAUCUCACCAACCCUUCUGAGACCUCCUUUCGAACUCAUCUCACCGAGCUGCACAUUAAGGAGCACAUCAGGCAACUGGAGGGUGCCCAGGACGACAGCUCUGCUUCCGAAGGCUCCGCUGCGCACUUCACUCUUUCACGCAGAACCCCACCAAUCGCGCGGAAGCUAGGAAGCAACUUCGACCCAAGGUCGCCUUUCCACUUCGUCAGCCGUGCCUCGGUUUCUCUUCGCACCCCGAAACAUGUCUUUCAGAAUUUCGGCAUUCUGUCGAUAGCUGCAGUCUAUCCACCGAGCCGCUAUAGUGCGCAGGGAAACGGUCACGCGGCACAGACCGAGAACCUCAGCCCCUCUGUGUUCGAUGCGUGGUACAUCGGCGUGUUCGGGACUUGGUGGCGAGGUGGCAUUGUGCAAAGUUGGUGGCAUGAGAUGCUGGAGAACACUAAGGAGAGGUGCGGAUCUGGUCUCUUGGAUAUCAAGGCACUCGAUGUCCUCGAGGGAUUUGACGGUCUUCCUCUACCUACCUCGUCACGUCUGCCUACAGAAGCUCCCAACAAGCUAAGGGGAACCGAGAGAUCGACGCAGCGAUCCACGAGCAAUGCACCUCGCAGCACCACCCCUCCCCCUCUUCCGAAGUCCGCAUCGCUUCCCCUCCAUGCCCCUAGAGUCCCUGCUUCAACCCCUCCGAAGGGCAACGGAGGUCCUAAUCAGCGUCAUGCACCCAGCGUAAGCGCGCCCGUGACGCCCGAGCAACCGCGACCGCCUGCACCGCCCAUGUUGGCGUACUCCCCGUCGUCAACCUCGUUGUGGGACUCGUCACCGAUCAUCGCUGAAGUGCUGCGUCAGAUAUCGCAGUCCAAGGCCGCGGUGCGCGAGCUCCACAGCCAGCUCAACGACUUCCGCACAGUCUCGUCCGAGUCGCGCUCGUCGAUCCAGAGCGAGCUCGAGGCGCAGCGCGAGCGUAAGCGUGAGGAAGACGCGGCGCGUGCGGAGCUGAAGUCGCGCACGAAGACGCUCGAGGACUCGAGACGCUCAGCGGAGAGCAGCAAGCGCGAUGCGGAGAAGCGUUUGCGGGCUGCGGAGAGCGCGCGCGAUAACGCUACCGCGCGCAUCGAGAAGCUUGGAGAGGAGAUUGGGGUGUUGCGUAGCCGGAUGCGGGACGACGAGUUGGCGGUGGUGAGCUGUAAGGAGGAGGGGGAUGUGAAGGAGAGGGAGGCGCAAGAGACGUUGGAGAAGAAGAGGAAAGAAAUCAAAGUCGCGGAGGACGUCGUUGCCGCUUUGAACAUGCGUGCGAAGGAUCUGGAGGAGAAGAUCGUCCAGGAGGAAGAUCGGCUGCGUCGGGCGAAGGAGCAGGCGGAGAUCAAGAAGCAGGACCGCUCGUUCUAUCCACUCACCGUUGUCCCUACGGUCAACGAGGAAGACGUCGCCAUCCCUCCCUGGAGCUCUUAUGGGCGCCAGAACCAGUCUCAAGACUCCUCUCCAGACUCGGUCACUCAACACAGCGGCGAAGAUAUCGACCGCCAGGAAGCGUUUCCCCAUCCCAUCCAAGCCCCGAAGAGUAAAGGUUCGGUCUCUUCUGGCUCCGGAAGCAGCGACGCGAGAGAGCCCUCAAUCUCCCCGCGUCCUGCACGCCUGUCUCUUACGGCCAUCUCCAACCUGCGCGAGCCCACCACUCGCGUCCUUCCAGAGCCUGAUCCCAACGGCCAAGUCCUUUUGCGCCCUCGCGGUAUUACGCUCUUAACCAGCGACCUGCCCACGCUCUCUACAAACUCGACGUCUACACGUUUUUCUCCUUUCGGCGACAGCGAUGGGCAAGAAGCUCUUUCACCUGCGGAUGGUCUCAACCCCCCGAGCAGCAUCUCACCCUCGUCGUUCAUCCCGAGCAGUCUCAUCCACUCUCUGGACGGCGCAGGCGGCUUCGAUAUGAAUCUCUCACGCUCAUUCCAGAGUGAGGACGACGCCGUUCUGUCACGCGACUGGCGUAAGAAUGCUCCAUUUCCUCGCCCGCUGCCUGUUGAGAGCCCUGGCACAGGGCAGUACACGACAUCUCCGUCGUCAUUGACCUGCCCCUCCUUCGAGGGCGUGGACAAGGAGGACCCAUUCGAAGUCCGUCCCCUGCCUACUCGCCGCCGCCUCACGUCGGAGCUUAUGGACCUCCAACGCGCGACGCUCCCGCCCAACCGCACCAUCUCGGACCCGCUGCUCCCGCCCGCCGCCCUUAUGGUUGCAGUGGCGGACCACGAGAGUCAAGACAAAACCGGGCUCGCGCACCGCAGGUGGUCCUCACAACAAGACGCGCCUGGCAAGGAGCGCAAGGGGCUCAAUCCCGAAGCGAAGGCGUUCUCACUCACUAAGCGCACCUUCCCCUCGCUGUACCCUUCGCCGGUGCCCCACCCGCACGCGUUCGACCCGCUCGGGCCAUCCCCGUUGGGCAUUCCAAGCGUCGUGCCCGAGCCGGACGGCGGGAAUCUCUUCUCGUCCAUCUCGAUGCGCGCAUUCGCGCCGUCGCCUGCCGAGCGCGAGGCUCUGAAGCGCGCCCUGGGAGGGUCGACGAACGCGAGCCUUGAGCGUCUCCCGACGCUCUCCGAGGUGUCGUCCGUGUCGAGCAGCAUCCCGAGCAUCCCGAGUCUCAGCCUGAGCUCCAGCUCGCCGUCCUCCCCGUCGCACAGCCACUCCCACGCGCAUGCGGUCCCGGCGCCUCCAGGCCUAGGAGCCCCCGCUGGUCUUGGGCUCGGGAUGGGCGUGAACAAAGACGCCAGUCUGGUGGGCCUUGGGCUCGGGACCGGGCGGACGCUCCUUGGGCCCUCGCUCUCGUGGCUGCAGAACUUGCCUCGCGGGCGCAAGCCGAAGUUCAGCCCGUGGGAGGACGAGGAGACGAAGGAGCUCGAGGUGGGGAGCGGCGGUCAGUAG
This is a messenger RNA of Dichomitus squalens LYAD-421 SS1, 3042 nucleotides long. RefSeq lists its product as uncharacterized. Lineage: Eukaryota; Fungi; Basidiomycota; Agaricomycetes; Polyporales; Polyporaceae. The record is from RefSeq and is a predicted model, not a curated record. The coding region runs from base 1 to 3042 and encodes 1013 amino acids. The transcript has 3 exons.